Meira miltonrushii is the source of this 540-nucleotide messenger RNA. RefSeq lists its product as uncharacterized. The record is from RefSeq and is a predicted model, not a curated record. The coding region runs from base 208 to 372 and encodes 54 amino acids. The transcript has a single exon. NCBI's taxonomy places the organism in Eukaryota, Fungi, Basidiomycota, Exobasidiomycetes, Exobasidiales, Brachybasidiaceae.
UUAUUUCUCAUGAGAUGAUCUAGAUAGGGUAGUGUACAUGAUCUCCUGCUUUAUGCAAUCUGCUGAUCAGGAUGAGGGUUAGGAAUGAUUGAUAUUAUACAAAGAAACAAUACUGUGAGGAAGAGAAAAUGAGAGCGAAUGUUAGCAUACAUCUGAGGCAUACUGUACUCUUCAUCGUCAGGUCAAAGUCUCAUCCAAACAACAACCAUGUCCACGGGGCAAAAUGAAAGCAGCAGCAGCGACAGAACGUCUAAUCUACCGAAUCAAUUUGCAUCUUGUACCAUGAUGCUAUUCGAAAGGACCCUGUUUGCCCUCAAUUUUAUCUCCAUCGUCCGAAUUACCAAACGGACUGACAGCAUAAGGAUGAUUUGAUUUGUAUCAUCUUGUAAUCAUUUAUCAAAUUUAUUACUCACCUCAUCAAGUGUUCUUCUAGCUGGCUGUCGUCUUUUGCCUCUUGUGUGCCGACAAUGCACGUUGCCUCAAAAGAGAUAAUUCACCUUCCCGCUUUUCUGUAGAUGCAAUCCUGUCUUCUUCCUCUCG